GGACGAUGGUGCAGGUGGUUGCGCAAAAGAGAAGAAGAAAAACGACAGCAAAGAUGAGUCAGAUGAGGAAGACGAGGAAAAGGAACGAUUCAAAAAUAGUUUGGCCAGUGCAAUUAUUGUCCAGACGCCAAACAUCUCAUGGGACGAUGUGGUCGGCUUGGACGCGGCUAAAGAGGCACUAAAAGAAGCCGUUAUUUUACCCAUCAAAUUCCCGAACCUGUUCACCGGGGGUCGCACACCUUGGCGAGGAAUUUUGCUCUAUGGGCCUCCUGGUACCGGGAAGUCUUUCUUGGCCAAAGCGGUGGCAACUGAGGCCAAUAAUUCCACUUUUUUGUCCGUGUCCAGUUCGGAUUUGAUGAGUAAAUGGUUGGGUGAAUCCGAAAAACUGGUCCGUGCCCUGUUCACCAUGGCUCGAAAGAAGAAACCGAGCGUUGUAUUCAUUGAUGAGGUAGAUUCCAUCUGCGGCUCCCGGAGUGACAACGAGUCAGACUCAGUUCGUCGAAUCAAAACCGAAUUCCUGGUCCAAAUGCAGGGUGUCGGCGCAGAUAACGAUCAAGUCCUUGUUCUUGCUGCUACCAACAUUCCAUGGACUCUGGAUCCUGCCAUUCGACGUAGAUUCGAAAAACGCAUUUACAUCCCAUUACCCGAAGCAAAUGAGCGAAGCAAAAUGUUCCAAGCUAAUCUGAGCGGCUCACCACACACGUUGACACCUGAGGAUUUUAUGACUUUGGGGAAAAAAUCUGUGGGUUACUCUGGUGCUGAUAUCAACAUUGUGGUUCGUGAAGCUUUGAUGGUCCCUGUGCGAAAGUUCCAGAGUGCAACACACUUCAAAAGGGCUGACGUAUUACAAUCUCUGAGUCGAAACAAGCACACCGUGGCCCAAGCGGACCUGGACAAAUUGAUCCAGUUCACUAAGGAAUUCGGUCAAGAUGGAUCGUGA
Molecule: messenger RNA, 940 nt
Organism: Echinostoma caproni
Lineage: Eukaryota; Metazoa; Platyhelminthes; Trematoda; Plagiorchiida; Echinostomatidae
Source: the annotation of a GenBank genome assembly